Molecule: messenger RNA, 1836 nt
Organism: Aureobasidium uvarum
Lineage: Eukaryota; Fungi; Ascomycota; Dothideomycetes; Dothideales; Saccotheciaceae
Source: the annotation of a GenBank genome assembly
AUGGAGGAUCUGCCAUUGAUUGAAGGUGGAGGGCAUACUGGUCGCUCAUGGCUAUCUACAAUCUGGACUCUUCUCUGGACCGUCUUCCUUCCCACUACUGUCAUAUUAUCAACCGCCGUCACUGCUUUUAUCCUCACUCUGCCCGAUCGUUAUGACCCUCAACAGGAGGACACUUUAGUCAAAGAAGACGACAAGAAAACAAAAUCUGGAGCAACAAAUGAUGCCUCAGUCACUGUUCUGGUUCUGGGCGAUAUUGGAAGAAGCCCUCGCAUGCAAUACCAUGUCGCCAGUAUAGCUGCACACCGAGGUCGUGUCAGUCUGAUCGGCUAUCUGGAAUCAGAGCUCCUGCCCGAAAUCAGAGGCAACCCUUUCGUCACCGUCAUUCCUCUAGCACCUCCACCUGAAGCUCUUCGCAAUGCCAACAAAAUCUUGUUUCCCAUCAUCGCACCUCUGAAGGUCCUCUGGCAAGUUGCCACUGUAUGGCAUGCAUGUGGCUACCGCACAAAAGCCACAAAAUGGAUGUUGGUCCAGAACCCACCAUCAAUCCCUACUCUGGCAAUCGCACAGGCCAUGUGCUUCGUCCGUCAUACACGUCUGAUCAUUGACUGGCAUAACUUUGGCUACACCAUCCUGGCUCUCAAACUGGGAGACAAGCAUCCCCUGGUCAGAAUUUCGGAAAUGUACGAACGUUACGUCGCGCGUGCGGCAGAUGCUCACUUCAGUGUGACCAAUGCCAUGGCCAGAGUGCUCAAGCAGCGAUUCGGUGUACAAGCCACACCUCUCCACGACCGACCGGCCGAUCAAUUCCAGCCCUUGAACCAGACACAACGCUCAAAGUUCCUGCAUAGAUGCCCAGAGACUGCACACCAUGCCAAGCACCUCGACCAUGGCAGCUACAAGCUCUUGGUCUCUUCCACCUCGUGGACUGCCGAUGAAGACUUUUCAAUCCUCCUGGAUGCUCUGGUCGCCUACUCGGCAACCGUGUCGAUGGCUACCCACCACGCCUACCCCAAGAUACUCGCCAUAAUCACAGGAAAAGGCCCACUGAAAGAAUACUACCUCUCCAAAAUCUCCACCCUCACCAAGGAGAAGAAACUUGCUAACGUCAAGAUUGCGACCGCUUGGUUGAGCAUUGAAGAUUAUGCUUCUUUGCUAGCCUCUGCAGACCUUGGCGUAAGUCUGCAUACUUCGUCCUCGGGUGUAGAUCUCCCAAUGAAGGUUGUGGACAUGUUUGGUACCGGACUGCCUGUAGUCGGCUGGUCGCGCUUCGAAGCCUGGAAAGAACUCGUUCGUGAAGGUGUCAACGGCUUUGGCUUUUCUUCGGCCGAUGGCUUGGAGACUCUGCUUGAAGAGCUGUUCGGAAAGAAGGGAGCGAGAACACUGGCUGCAAUUCGAAGAGGUGCUCUGGAAGAGUGUGGAAGGAGGUGGGAGGACGAGUGGUUCCCUGUUGCUGGCAAGUUGUUGGGGCUGAAGAAAGAAGACUAUGAAAAGCACGUUGCUGAGCCUGAAGCGGGGCCCGUUCGUGUUGACCUCCCCACUCUUGCCUCUGGCCACGACCAGAAGACUGCCAACAUCACGGAGCCCUACCAAAACUCAUCUGCCUACAGUAAUAGUCAGGCUCCCAUGAGUACUGGACGUGAGUCUACUGUUGCUAGCGACUCUGCAGGUAAUGUUGACCGUGCCUCUCACGAUGCGAUUCCCGACUAUACCCGCGAUGCUAUCCAUGCCGGUCUUACUACCACUACCAUCGACAACACUGCCACUGGCGUCCAAGGUGAAGAAGUUCAGCACACCUUCCUGGGUAAAAACAAUCCUGUUUUGCAGGGUCUUGUUUGA